UGAGACGUCACAGAGUCGUGUGCAGAUAAAAGACGAGAAGGAGAAACAGCAGUUUAUCUGUUUCCUCUGAAGGUGAAGACGUCUCUUCAGUUUGACUCAGAGAUAAGUCCAGUUUCAGCAGAAAUCUGUUUGUCAUGGAAGUUUCCUGGAAGCUGGUGAAAGGAGAAGUCAGGCAGCAGCUGAUGCAUCAAGGAGACCAGAAGCUGUUUCAAGUCGUCCUCCUCCUCCUCUUGGCUCCAGCGUUGAUCAGCUGCCGUGUCGCCGAAUAUCCGACUGACUGCAGCCAGAUCCAUGAAAUCGGAGAUUACCACCAGAGCGGCUCCUACUCAAUCCAGCCUGCAGGAGAGAACCUCAAAGUCGAAGUGUACUGUCAGAUGAGUCCAAACCAAUCAGCCUGGACAGUGAUUCAGACCAGGAUGGAUGGAACCGUCAACUUCUACCGGCCCUGGAUUCAGUACAAGGUCGGCUUUGGUUCUGUGAGGGGAGAACACUGGCUCGGUCUGGACAACCUCCACUAUCUUACCUCAGGACCCACGAAGUUUGAGUUACAGGUGGACAUGGAGGACUUUGAGGGAAAUAAAGCGUCCGCGCAUUACAGGAUGUUCUCCGUCGACUCUGAGUGUAACGGAUACAACUUGAGUGUGUCUGGAUUCACAGAUAAAGGAGCAGGAGACUCCAUGAUGCUACACAAUGGCAUGAAGUUCUCCACCUUUGACAGAGACCAGGACACAGGGUCUGGGAACUGUGCCUCACACUACAUGGGAGGUUUCUGGUACAACAACUGUCACCAAGCAAACCCUAAUGGGGUUUAUCGUUGGGGAAAGGAGAAGACUCCCUUUGCUGUUGGAGUUUCAUGGUUCACUUGGAAAAAAAACCAUGACUACUCUGUGAAGUCCAUCGUCAUGAAGGUCCGUCCUGUGCAGCCUGAGUAACUUUCCAGGAGCAGCAGCAGACCAGAUGUUGAUCUGUCUCAACAUCUGUCGCUUUCAUCAGUCAAAGUCAAAAGAAAUCACACGUUUGAACCCUGAUGUCAAUCAUCGCCUGCUGCAUGUCCUCAAUAAACGAGACGCAAAAAAUCUGAUGUGACCGGA
This is a messenger RNA of Hippoglossus stenolepis (Pacific halibut), 1091 nucleotides long. RefSeq names its product microfibril-associated glycoprotein 4-like. Bases 135 to 932 code for a protein of 265 amino acids. Gene Ontology annotation, biological process: elastic fiber assembly. The record is from RefSeq and is a predicted model, not a curated record. The transcript has 7 exons. Lineage: Eukaryota; Metazoa; Chordata; Actinopteri; Pleuronectiformes; Pleuronectidae.